Molecule: messenger RNA, 1713 nt
Organism: Pseudonaja textilis
Lineage: Eukaryota; Metazoa; Chordata; Lepidosauria; Squamata; Elapidae
Source: RefSeq, a predicted model, not a curated record
CGAGCGAGGCAGCUAUGCUGGGCAAGGACUACAUGCUGGCCAUCAUCCUGGUCAACUGCGAUGAUAACUUGUGGAAUGACCAAAAUACAGAAGGAGAGAUCGACCUUCCUUCAGGAUGGAGGAAAAUCCAUGACUCUUCUGGUACUUAUUACUGGCAUGUGCCCACAGGAACCACUCAGUGGCAACACCCUUCUCGCACUUCUGGUUUGGGUCAUGCUGGGGAAGCUGCAUUUCCAGAAACGGACCUUCAAUCUGCUGUGGUUAGAUGUGUGCCAACAGAGACGCUUACCCCAAGCCCAGUGACUUCAUUCUCCAAGAGGAGGACCACACUGGCCUGGCACGAGGAGGAUCUUCACCGGGGCAACCCAGAAUCUGAUUCCAAGUGCUUCGUUGUGCGCUCCUUAGGCUGGGUUGAGAUUCCUGAGGAGGACUUGGCACCAGGCAAAAGCAGUAUUGCAGUAAAUAAUUGCAUCCAGCAACUUUCCCAAAGCAAUUGUGGCAAUUUUGGCCCUGCUGAUAGAUGGGGUGAGGGUCAAAACAUGGUGAUGAUUCUCAAGGAGGACACAAUGAACUUGGUGGAUCCUUUGGACCACAGCCUCAUCCACUGCCAGCCCAUCAUCAAUAUUCGUGUUUGGGGGGUGGGCUGCAACAAAGGCAGGGACAGGGAUUUUGCUUUCGUGGCCAGUGACAAGGACACGUGUGUGCUGAAGUGCCAUGUCUUCCACUGCAAUGUGCCUGGCAAGGCUAUUGCCAAAGCUCUGCAUGAAAUGUGCUCCAAGAUUAUGGCUGAGCAAGCAGUGGCAAGUAGCAGCCUCUCUCGAUCCAUCACCCUUGAAUCUAUUUCUCCAAAUGACAUACCUCUACAAGCUGAUAUAUUGGAUGUUGUAAGACAGUCUGUUCAGAAAUACAAAGCUUUAUAUAUCGGCAGCUUACCAGUAUCUAAAUCUAUGGGGAUUGAUGUGCUAAAUAAUGCCAUUGAAACUCUGAUGGGCAGCCGUAAGCGUGAGCAGUGGAUUCAAGCUGUGGUUAGCGUUUCAGAUUCAGUGAUGCAAGCAGAUCAGACUGAAGUAAGACUCUUUGAGUUUGAUCCUGAUGAGCUCAAGGCUGAAGAGGAGGAAGAUCCCUGCAUUUGGGAAUGUCAAGUACGCUAUGUGACUUUCAUUGGGAUUGGGAGAGAUGCCCACACAUUUGGACUUAUUGCGGACAUGGGGAAACAACGUUUCCAAUGCACGGCCUUUUGGUGUGAACCAGAUGCUGGAACCAUUUCAGAAGCAGUACAGGCUGCAUGUAUGGUCCAGUAUCAAAAGUGCUUAGUGGCAUCACGAAUGAGAACAAAAAGUAGUUCACACUCCAUAAUGAAGCUGAAAAGGACAAUGUCGCUCGAUUCACCCGUUUAUUCAUUUCCCAUCACAGGACCUUCCUUGCAGAAAACCAGCAGUGGGGCCACAACAUGCAAGAGGGGAAUGUUCUCUUUCUUUGAAACCUUCCGCCAAAAACAUUCCAUGCUACCCACUUCCUAAGAUGGAAACAAAGUCUGGUGGUCUGAAUGCCCCUUAAUGGCACUGUCCUCUGAUGUCCGGGCUACAAAUGUAACUAGCAUAAUUUUGUUUGUGAAACUCCUUCACUGAAGCGAAAAAACCAAUACAGCCAAACAAAACUGGAUCCUAAGAAGGAUCCUGACAGAUUCUGGACAUGCUACGCAUAUUUCUUCCA